Messenger RNA from Mustela erminea (ermine), 10882 nucleotides. It is a transcript of the gene FBN2, whose product is annotated as fibrillin 2. The transcript is spliced from 65 exons. The record is from RefSeq and is a predicted model, not a curated record. Gene Ontology annotation, molecular function: calcium ion binding. NCBI's taxonomy places the organism in Eukaryota, Metazoa, Chordata, Mammalia, Carnivora, Mustelidae. The coding region runs from base 600 to 9332 and encodes 2910 amino acids.
CUCGCCCUGGCCCCGCACACCUCAGCUCGGCUCCUCAGCCGCCACCGGCGCGUCGCUGCCCCGCGGGACUCCAGGCGAGCCGGGAGGAGACCCUCUUCUUUGGGGGGCGACUUUUGUUUUUUUGUCGGCUUCUUCCUGGUGACUUUUGCAACUUUCUAAGAUUUGUUCCCGGAACGCACGGGAAUCCGCCGAGGCGCUGCGUGCAGGCCCUUUUUUUUUUUUCUUUUGAGGUCCGCUUUCUUUGUAACUUUACGCCUCGGCUGCUCGGGUUACUUUUGUAAUUUCCCGCCCCCGCCCGCUGGCGGUCCUGGAGUCGCUAGGGGCCGUGGCCCGGGGGAUGCAACGUGGACCGCGCGGGGCUGCCGGCCACAUCGCCGCCGCGCCUCGCCGCCCGCUGCGCUAGAGCCCGCGUCCCGCCCGCAGCCAGGGGGCCGGCGCUCGGUCCGGGGCUCCCGCUACUGCAGGGAGCCCAAGCCCCAGGGAGUCUUGGGAGCCGACGGAGGGCUUGUUAGACCCUGACUUUUUUCAGGCCGCGCAGAUUUUGUCUCCCAGCACUCUCUUCUCCGCGGACCCUGGUCCGCGCGCUCUCGGCGCCCGCGAUGGGGAGACGGCGGCGGCUGUGUCUGCAGCCCUACUUCGUGUGGCUGGGCUGCGUGGCGCUCUGGGCGCAGGGCACGGCUGGCCAGCCCCAACCUCCACCGCCCAAGCCCCCCCGGCCCCAGCCGCCGCCGCAGCAGGUCCGACCCGCGGCGGCGGGCUCUGAAGGCGUGUUCGCGGUGCCUGAGUACCGCGAGGAGGGCGCCGCGGCUGCCAACCGGGUCCGCAGGCGAGGACAGCAGGACGUGCUUCGAGGGCCAAACGUGUGCGGAUCCAGGUUCCACUCCUAUUGCUGCCCGGGAUGGAAGACGCUUCCUGGAGGAAACCAGUGCAUUGUCCCAAUUUGUAGAAAUAGUUGUGGAGAUGGAUUUUGUUCCCGUCCUAACAUGUGUACUUGUUCCAGUGGCCAAAUAUCACCAACCUGUGGAUCAAAAUCAAUUCAGCAGUGCAAUGUCAGGUGCAUGAAUGGAGGAACUUGUGCAGAUGACCAUUGCCAGUGCCAGAAGGGAUAUAUCGGAACUUACUGUGGACAACCUGUCUGCGAAAAUGGGUGUCAGAAUGGUGGACGUUGUAUUGGACCUAACCGCUGUGCUUGUGUUUAUGGAUUCACUGGUCCACAGUGUGAAAGAGAUUACAGGACAGGCCCUUGUUUCACUCAGGUCAACAACCAGAUGUGCCAAGGGCAGCUGACAGGCAUUGUCUGCACUAAGACUCUGUGCUGUGCCACCAUUGGACGGGCCUGGGGCCACCCCUGUGAGAUGUGUCCUGCCCAGCCUCAGCCCUGCAGACGGGGCUUUAUCCCCAACAUCCGCACUGGAGCUUGCCAAGACGUUGAUGAAUGCCAGGCGAUUCCUGGGAUAUGCCAGGGAGGAAACUGUAUCAAUACGGUGGGCUCUUUUGAAUGCAAAUGCCCUGCAGGUCACAAGCAGAGUGAAACCACUCAGAAGUGUGAAGACAUCGAUGAGUGCAGCAUCAUUCCUGGGAUAUGUGAGACUGGCGAGUGUUCCAACACCGUGGGAAGCUAUUUUUGCAUUUGUCCACGUGGCUACGUCACCUCAACAGAUGGCUCUCGGUGCAUUGAUCAGAGAACAGGCACGUGUUUCUCGGGCCUGGUGAAUGGUCGCUGUGCGCAAGAGCUCCCAGGCAGAAUGACGAAAAUGCAGUGCUGCUGUGAGCCCGGCCGCUGCUGGGGCAUCGGAACCAUUCCUGAGGCUUGUCCCGUCAGAGGCUCUGAGGAAUAUCGCAGACUUUGCAUGGAUGGACUUCCAAUAGGAGGGAUUCCAGGGAAUGCUGGUUCCAGACCUGGAGGCACUGGGGGGAAUGGCUUUGCCCCAAGUGGCAAUGGCUAUGGCCCAGGAGGGACAGGCUUCAUCCCCAUCCCUGGAGGCAAUGGCUUUUCUCCUGGAGUUGGGGGAGCUGGUGUAGGGGCUGGGGGACAGGGGCCCAUCAUCACUGGACUAACUAUUCUGAACCAGACGAUAGAUAUCUGUAAGCACCACGCUAAUCUCUGUUUAAAUGGGCGUUGCAUACCUACUGUGUCUAGCUAUCGAUGUGAAUGCAACAUGGGGUAUAAGCAGGAUUCAAACGGGGAUUGCAUAGAUGUUGACGAAUGUACAUCAAAUCCCUGCACUAAUGGAGAUUGUGUUAACACACCUGGAUCCUAUUAUUGUAAAUGUCAUGCUGGAUUCCAGAGGACUCCUACUAAGCAAGCAUGCAUUGAUAUCGACGAGUGCAUCCAGAAUGGGGUUCUUUGUAAAAACGGUCGGUGUGUGAACACAGAUGGAAGUUUCCAGUGCAUUUGCAACGCUGGCUUUGAAUUAACUACAGAUGGAAAAAACUGUGUUGAUCAUGAUGAAUGUACAACUACUAACAUGUGUUUGAAUGGGAUGUGCAUUAAUGAAGAUGGUAGCUUCAAGUGCAUCUGCAAGCCAGGAUUUGUCUUGGCUCCAAAUGGGCGUUACUGUACUGAUGUUGAUGAAUGCCAGACCCCAGGAAUCUGCAUGAAUGGACACUGCAUCAACAACGAAGGGUCCUUCCGCUGUGACUGUCCCCCAGGCCUGGCUGUGGGUGUGGAUGGACGCGUGUGUGUUGAUACUCACAUGCGCAGUACGUGCUAUGGUGGAAUCAAGAAGGGAGUGUGUGUCCGUCCUUUUCCAGGCGCGGUGACCAAGUCCGAAUGCUGCUGUGCCAAUCCUGACUACGGUUUUGGGGAGCCCUGCCAGCCCUGCCCUGCUAAAAAUUCAGCUGAAUUCCAUGGUCUUUGUAGUAGUGGAGUAGGGAUCACUGUGGAUGGAAGAGAUAUCAAUGAAUGUGCUUUGGAUCCCGAUAUAUGUGCCAAUGGAAUUUGUGAAAAUUUACGUGGUAGUUAUCGUUGUAAUUGCAACAGUGGCUAUGAACCAGAUGUCUCUGGAAGAAACUGUAUUGACAUUGAUGAGUGCUUGGUCAACAGACUGCUCUGUGACAAUGGCCUAUGCAGAAACACACCUGGGAGUUACAGCUGCACAUGCCCCCCUGGGUAUGUGUUCAGGACUGAAACAGAGACAUGUGAAGAUAUAAAUGAAUGUGAAAGCAACCCAUGUGUCAAUGGGGCCUGCAGGAACAACCUUGGAUCUUUCAAUUGUGAAUGUUCUCCUGGCAGUAAACUCAGCUCAACAGGAUUGAUCUGUAUUGACAGCCUGAAAGGAACAUGUUGGCUCAACAUCCAGGACAACCGCUGUGAGGUGAACAUUAAUGGAGCCACUCUGAAGUCGGAAUGCUGUGCCACACUCGGAGCUGCCUGGGGAAGCCCCUGUGAACGGUGUGAACUAGAUACAGCUUGCCCAAGAGGGUUUGCCAGGAUUAAAGGUGUUUCUUGUGAAGACGUUAAUGAGUGUGAGGUAUUUCCUGGCGUUUGUCCAAAUGGACGCUGUGUCAAUAGCAAAGGAUCUUUUCAUUGUGAGUGUCCCGAAGGCCUCACAUUGGAUGGAACUGGCCGUGUGUGUUUGGACAUCCGCAUGGAGCAGUGUUACUUGAAGUGGGAUGAAGAUGAAUGUGUCCAUCCUGUUCCUGGAAAGUUUCGCAUGGAUGCCUGCUGCUGUGCAGUGGGGGCAGCUUGGGGCACGGAGUGUGAGGAAUGCCCCAAACCUGGCACCAAGGAGUACGAGACCCUGUGCCCCCGGGGGCCGGGCUUUGCUAACAGAGGGGACGUUCUUACUGGGCGGCCAUUUUACAAAGAUAUCAAUGAAUGCAAAGCUUUUCCUGGGAUGUGUACUUACGGCAAGUGCAGAAAUACAAUUGGCAGCUUCAAGUGCCGUUGCAACAGUGGCUUUGCUCUGGACACAGAGGAAAGAAACUGCACAGACAUUGAUGAGUGCAGGAUUUCUCCUGACCUCUGUGGAAGUGGCAUCUGUGUCAACACGCCCGGCAGCUUUGAGUGUGAGUGCUUCGAAGGCUACGAAAGUGGGUUCAUGAUGAUGAAGAACUGCAUGGACAUUGACGAAUGUGAACGUAACCCUCUCCUUUGUAGGGGUGGCACCUGUGUGAACACUGAGGGCAGCUUUCAGUGUGACUGUCCAUUGGGGCACGAGCUGUCACCGUCACGUGAGGACUGUGUGGAUAUAAAUGAAUGCUCCCUGAGUGACAAUCUCUGUAGAAAUGGAAAAUGUGUGAACAUGAUUGGAACCUAUCAGUGCUCCUGUAAUCCUGGGUACCAGGCCACGCCAGACCGGCAGGGCUGUACGGAUAUCGACGAGUGUAUGAUUAUGAAUGGAGGCUGCGACACGCGGUGCACGAACUCAGAAGGCAGCUAUGAAUGCAGCUGCAGCGAGGGCUAUGCCCUGAUGCCCGACGGGAGGUCGUGCGCGGAUAUUGACGAAUGUGAAAAUAAUCCUGACAUCUGUGAUGGCGGCCAGUGUACCAACAUUCCUGGGGAGUACCGCUGUCUGUGUUAUGAUGGCUUCAUGGCUUCAAUGGACAUGAAAACGUGCAUUGAUGUGAAUGAGUGUGACUUAAAUUCAAACAUCUGCAUGUUUGGGGAAUGUGAGAACACCAAGGGAUCCUUCAUCUGCCACUGUCAGCUGGGUUAUUCCGUGAAGAAGGGGACCACAGGAUGCACAGAUGUUGACGAGUGUGAAAUUGGUGCCCACAACUGUGACAUGCAUGCCUCCUGUCUCAACGUCCCGGGAAGCUUCAAGUGCAGCUGCAGAGAAGGCUGGGUUGGAAAUGGCAUCAAAUGCAUUGACCUGGACGAAUGUUCGAAUGGAACCCACCAGUGUAGCAUCAAUGCUCAGUGUGUAAAUACCCCAGGCUCCUACCGAUGUGCCUGCUCUGAAGGGUUCACUGGAGAUGGCUUUACCUGCUCAGAUGUCGAUGAGUGCGCAGAAAACAUCAACCUCUGCGAAAACGGGCAGUGCCUCAACGUCCCGGGUGCCUAUCGCUGCGAGUGUGAGAUGGGCUUCACUCCAGCCUCUGACAGCAGGUCCUGCCAAGAUAUUGAUGAAUGCUCCUUCCAAAAUAUUUGUGUGUUUGGAACAUGUAAUAAUUUGCCUGGAAUGUUUCAUUGUAUCUGUGAUGAUGGUUAUGAAUUGGACAGAACCGGAGGGAACUGCACAGAUAUUGAUGAGUGUGCAGAUCCCAUAAACUGUGUGAAUGGCCUAUGUGUCAACACUCCUGGUCGCUAUGAGUGUAACUGUCCCCCGGAUUUCCAGCUGAACCCCACUGGUGUGGGAUGUGUUGACAACCGAGUGGGCAAUUGCUACCUGAAGUUCGGGCCUCGAGGAGACGGGAGUCUGUCCUGCAACACCGAGAUUGGGGUUGGCGUGAGCCGUUCCUCCUGCUGCUGCUCCCUGGGGAAGGCCUGGGGGAACCCCUGCGAGACGUGUCCCCCUGUCAAUAGCACUGAGUAUUACACCCUGUGUCCCGGAGGUGAGGGCUUCAGACCCAACCCCAUCACAAUCAUCUUAGAAGAUAUCGAUGAAUGCCAGGAGUUACCAGGUCUCUGCCAGGGUGGAAACUGCAUCAACACUUUUGGAAGCUUCCAGUGCGAGUGCCCGCAAGGCUACUACCUCAGCGAGGAGACCCGCAUCUGUGAAGAUAUCGACGAGUGUUUCGCACACCCUGGCGUGUGCGGGCCCGGGACGUGCUACAACACACUGGGGAAUUACACCUGCAUCUGUCCACCUGAGUACAUGCAGGUCAAUGGAGGCCACAAUUGCAUGGACAUGCGAAAAAGCUUUUGCUACCGAAGCUAUAACGGAACCACUUGUGAGAACGAACUGCCUUUUAAUGUGACAAAGAGGAUGUGCUGCUGCACAUACAAUGUGGGCAAAGCCUGGAACAAACCGUGCGAGCCGUGCCCGACCCCAGGAACAGCUGACUUUAAAACCAUAUGUGGAAAUAUCCCUGGAUUCACCUUUGACAUUCACACCGGAAAAGCUGUUGACAUUGAUGAGUGUAAAGAGAUCCCGGGUAUUUGUGCAAACGGCGUGUGCAUCAACCAGAUUGGCAGUUUCCGUUGUGAAUGCCCCACGGGGUUCAGUUACAAUGACCUGCUCUUGGUCUGCGAAGACAUUGACGAGUGCAGCAACGGUGACAAUCUGUGUCAGCGGCAUGCAGACUGCCUCAACAGCCCGGGCAGUUACCGCUGUGAGUGUGCAGCUGGCUUCAAGCUCUCCCCCAAUGGAGCCUGCGUAGAUCGCAACGAAUGUUUAGAAAUUCCUAAUGUUUGCAGUCAUGGCCUAUGUGUUGACUUGCAAGGAAGUUACCAGUGCAUCUGCCACAAUGGCUUUAAGGUGUCCCAGGACCAGACUAUGUGCAUGGAUGUUGAUGAGUGUGAGCGACAUCCAUGUGGGAAUGGAACUUGUAAAAACACGGUUGGAUCCUACAACUGUCUCUGCUACCCAGGGUUUGAACUCACUCAUAAUAACGAUUGCCUGGAUAUAGAUGAAUGCAGCUCCUUUUUUGGUCAGGUGUGCAGAAAUGGGCGGUGUUUCAAUGAAAUUGGCUCCUUCAAGUGUUUAUGUAAUGAAGGUUAUGAACUGACUCCAGAUGGCAAGAACUGUAUAGAUACUAAUGAGUGUGUCGCUCUCCCUGGCUCUUGUUCUCCUGGUACCUGUCAGAAUUUGGAGGGGUCCUUCAGAUGCAUCUGUCCCCCGGGGUACGAAGUGAAAAGCGAGAACUGCAUCGAUAUAAAUGAAUGUGAUGAAGAUCCCAACAUCUGUCUCUUUGGUUCCUGCACCAAUACUCCUGGGGGCUUCCAGUGCAUCUGCCCACCUGGCUUUGUACUGUCUGAUAAUGGACGCAGAUGCUUUGAUACCCGCCAGAGUUUCUGCUUCACAAACUUUGAAAAUGGAAAGUGCUCUGUACCCAAAGCUUUCAACACCACCAAGGCCAAAUGCUGCUGUAGUAAAAUGCCGGGAGAGGGCUGGGGGGACCCCUGUGAGCUGUGCCCCAAAGAUGACGAAGUUGCUUUCCAGGACUUGUGUCCUUAUGGCCACGGAACAGUUCCAAGUCUUCAUGAUACUCGUGAAGAUGUCAACGAAUGCCUUGAGAGCCCAGGCAUUUGUUCAAAUGGUCAGUGUAUCAAUACAGAUGGGUCUUUUCGCUGUGAAUGCCCAAUGGGUUACAACCUGGAUUAUACUGGAGUACGCUGUGUGGAUACUGAUGAAUGUUCCAUUGGCAAUCCAUGUGGGAAUGGUACAUGCACCAAUGUUAUUGGGAGUUUUGAAUGCAACUGCAAUGAAGGCUUUGAGCCAGGGCCUAUGAUGAAUUGUGAAGAUAUCAAUGAGUGUGCCCAGAACCCACUGCUGUGUGCUUUCCGCUGCAUGAACACCUUUGGGUCCUAUGAAUGCACAUGCCCGAUUGGCUACGCCCUCAGGGAAGACCAGAAGAUGUGCAAAGAUCUGGAUGAAUGUGCUGAAGGGCUCCAUGACUGUGAGUCUAGAGGCAUGAUGUGCAAGAACCUGAUCGGCACCUUCAUGUGCAUCUGCCCACCUGGCAUGACACGACGGCCAGACGGAGAGGGCUGUGUGGAUGAAAAUGAAUGCAGGACCAAGCCAGGAAUUUGUGAAAAUGGGCGCUGUGUUAACACUAUCGGGAGCUACAGAUGUGAGUGUAAUGAAGGAUUUCAGUCAAGUUCCUCAGGCACCGAAUGCCUUGACAACCGACAGGGACUCUGCUUCGCUGAGGUGCUGCAGACCAUGUGCCAGAUGGCGUCCAGCAGCCGCAACCUUGUCACGAAGUCCGAGUGCUGCUGUGAUGGGGGGCGAGGCUGGGGUCACCAGUGUGAGCUUUGCCCGCUUCCUGGAACGGCCCAGUACAAAAAGAUCUGUCCUCACGGCCCAGGAUACACCACCGACGGAAGAGAUAUUGAUGAAUGUAAGGUGAUGCCAAACCUCUGUGCCAAUGGUCAGUGCAUCAAUACCAUGGGCUCAUUCCGAUGCUUCUGCAAGGUCGGCUACACGACAGACCUCAGCAGCACCUCGUGUGUAGAUCUUGAUGAAUGUUCCCAGUCCCCGAAACCAUGCAACUUCAUCUGCAAAAACACAGAAGGGAGUUAUCAGUGCUCCUGUCCUCGGGGCUACGUCCUGCAAGAGGACGGAAAGACCUGCAAAGACCUUGAUGAAUGUCAGACCAAACAGCACAACUGCCAGUUCCUCUGUGUCAACACACUGGGAGGUUUUACCUGCAAAUGUCCGCCUGGUUUCACACAGCACCAUACGGCCUGUAUUGACAACAAUGAAUGUGGGUCUCAGCCUUCACUUUGUGGAGCAAAGGGAAUUUGUCAAAACACGCCUGGAAGUUUCAGCUGCGAAUGCCAAAGAGGGUUCUCUCUCGAUGCCACUGGACUAAACUGUGAAGAUGUGGAUGAAUGUGAUGGAAACCACAGGUGCCAACAUGGCUGCCAGAACAUCCUGGGAGGCUACAGGUGUGGCUGUCCUCAAGGGUAUAUUCAGCAUUACCAGUGGAAUCAGUGUGUUGAUGAGAAUGAAUGCUCCAACCCCAGUGCCUGCGGCUCUGCUUCCUGCUACAACACCCUGGGGGGCUACAAGUGUGUCUGCCCCUCAGGAUUCUCCUUCGACCAGUUCUCCAGUGCCUGCCACGACGUCAAUGAGUGCUCGUCCUCCAAGAACCCAUGCAAUUACGGCUGCUCUAACACAGAAGGGGGCUACCUCUGCGGCUGCCCGCCCGGGUACUACAGAGUGGGACAGGGCCACUGUGUCUCAGGAAUGGGAUUUAACAAAGGGCAGUACCUGUCCCUGGAUGCAGAGGUCGACGAGGAAAAUGCUCUGUCCCCAGAAGCAUGCUAUGAGUGUAAAAUCAAUGGCUACUCUAAGAAAGAUGGCAGACAGAAGAGAAGUGUUGGGGAACCCGAACCCACUGCCGUUGAACACAUUAGCCUGGACAGUGUUGACAUGGACAGCCCCAUGAAAAUGAAGUUCAACCUCUCUGGCCUUGGCUCGAAGGAGCACAUCCUAGAACUCGUGCCAGCCAUCGAGCCCCUCAACAACCACAUCCGCUAUAUCAUCUCCCAAGGGAACGACGAGGGGAUCUUCCGCAUCCACCAGAGAAAUGGGCUCAGCUACUUGCACACGGCCAAGAGGAAGCUUGCGCCUGGCACGUACACACUGGAAAUCACUAGCAUCCCUCUCUACAAGAAGAAGGAGCUUAAGAAACUGGAAGACCGAAAUGAGGAUGACUACCUCCUAGGGGAGCUCGGGGAGGCUCUCAGAAUGAGGCUGCAGAUCCAGCUUUAUUAAACCCUUACAGACUUGGCUCCAGGCUCCAGUCCCUGCACAGCCAGCCUGCAGCAGCCUCAGAAAAAUCAGCGAUUAACUGCAAAGAGGGGGAAAAAAGACUUUUGUUUCUUUCCUCCCUGUCUCAGACUGCAGAAUGUUGACCCUCACAGGGAGGGGUAAUUGAGACUCUGGUAUGGCCAAAGAUUUGAGUACAAAGGCAACCGUGGUUACUGUAUUUUUUAUAUAACUUCACUUUAAAAUAUAUUAAAAGAAAACUAAAACUAAAUGUUCAAGAGAUCAGCAUAUGGCACUAAAUGCACAAAAAUAAUGUGAGCUUUUUUUUUUUUUUCCUGUUAGCAGUCUGUAACACUUUGGGUAUUUUGCUAUAGUUGCUAAUUAAAAAAAAUAUAGAUGUUUAUUUAUUUUUAAUGCAGUAAUAUAUGGAGAAAUGAACAAACUAUGUAAACAAAAAGGGAAACUCACUUGUUUUUCUUUAGAUUUAUAAAUUUGAGCUAUUUCUUUUAGAGGUGCUUUUUAAAAAAUCCAGUAGAUUCAAGAGAGGUUUCCUUUUGGUUUUCUGCCAGGGGUCCAACUGGUACCCAUCUGACGAUUUUUAAAGAAAGCCUCCCAGAGCUGUAAGGGCAGCAUAAUCAAUAACUUAAAAGACGGCCAAGUCAUGAGAUCCUUCAGAAAGGAGAUCAAAGCCAGAGCAGCUCGCGGUGACGAUCGUUCCCAUCACCAGACACACACCAGGCAACCGAAGAUGAAGCACAACCACUGUAGCAAAAUACCUUGACUGCUUGUGAGACCAGUAGCGUUGCAGGCCAAACCGUACUGUAUUUCCUUCAUAUAACCUCAAGGAAGCACAUGUGCUCCCCACAACACCUCAUUCCUAUCCAGGGUGGGCCGCGCUCCCGCGGCACCGGAGGCCGCCGAGGCGCGGCCAGUCCUCUGCCAAGGAACGCCUGGCAUUCUGUAGUGUUUGGUGCUGUCUUAGAUUAAUGGUGCAUUUAUUAUGUUCAAGCUGUUUCAGGAUUGCCAUAUGUGCAAACAAAUCAUGCAGUACAGCCGAGGAAUAUAUGUUGUUGUUGUUUUUUUUUAAAUCCAUUUUUUUUAGAAUUUUCAUUAAUACUGUAGUUAUACACCAUAUGCCUCAUUUUAUCAUAGCCUAUUGUGUAUGAGAGAUGUUUGUACAAUGAAUUGAUGUUUAGUUUGCUUUAGUCAUUUGAAAAGAUUCUGUACCAGGACGUGCUGAUAGAAGAACGUCCCCGUGUACUUCUCAACCCAAGAACCUGUCCCUGGACCAGUGACCAAACCUCAUAUGUGAAAUGGCCAAAGCGCGUGCAGGCUCCAGGUUGCUCCUCUCACACCUGUGCUGACCAAAGAUUCAUAACCAAUUUAUAUCCAGUUGGGGGUUUUGUUUUGUUUUUUUAAUACCUAAAAAAAGAAACAGUGUAAAUUUGUAAUCAAGUGUUUGUGAGGAAAAACUUAUGGUUUUUGGUUUUGUUUGUUUUUGUAGUUCUGUGUAUCAAAUAUGACACUUUUCUUGCAAUAAAGCUUAUUUUGGGGUA